Molecule: messenger RNA, 2813 nt
Organism: Plodia interpunctella (Indianmeal moth)
Lineage: Eukaryota; Metazoa; Arthropoda; Insecta; Lepidoptera; Pyralidae
Gene: endos
Product: endosulfine
Exons: 5
Coding region: 224-571 (115 amino acids)
Cellular component (GO): cytoplasm
Molecular function (GO): protein phosphatase inhibitor activity
Source: RefSeq, a predicted model, not a curated record
UUUUUUUUGUAUAGUAACAUUUACAUUUCCAUUCCAAACGCCAUUUUUGAUUUGAGAAAUCGGGAUAACACGAUCACGUCUAUAUCCAUUUUUCAUUGUUGAUUGUAUUCACAAUUCUAUAUAUUGUUACAAUUAUUGUGCGCCACGCUACGGUGAUAUUCAACAACCGCAUUAUAUAUUAUUUGUUCUACUGAAUUAACAACUAUCGCUCAUACAAGGGACAAUGAGUGACUCACCAGAUCAGAAUGAUCCACCAAAAGAUCCAAAAGAAUUGGAAAAGUUGGAAGAGGCAAAGUUGAAAGCCAAAUUUCCCAAUGCAAUGUUGGGAAGGGGGCCGGGAGGCCAUUCUGCAUUUUUACAGAAAAGGCUUGCCAAAGGACAAAAGUUCUUCGACUCCGGCGACUACCAGAUGGCGAAGCAGCGGCCCGCGAACCUCGCGGCGCCUUUCAAGACGCCCGCCGUCCCCGCCAAGAUCCCCACUGGCGACGCUAUCCCCACACCAGACACUGUUCCUGUGCGGAAGACGUCCAUCAUACAGCCCAAGUUCCAGCCGCCGAGCCAGACGUCCUAGCCGGUCGCGCUGGCGACAGGCGUACACGAACACGAUUAAUUCCAACAAAGCUUAUAUAAUGUUAGCUAUCUAAUGACACGCUAACAUAUUCUUCGAGCGUAAAACCCCUAUUCCUAAACCCUCUAUAAACAGUAAUAGAAAUCAACAGUUUAUUAAUAUUCCAGAUAAAAUAUGUCACGUCUCUUUCAAAGUCAAAUCCUGAAAAGAGAGAUAGGGACAAGACACAUUUUACUAUUUUAGGAUGACCAAAUUUUUUCUUGAAUGAAGCGGCAAAGAUUGUUUAUUAAUAACAUUCUGUUUCCACUUGUCUAAAUUGACGCUAAGAUAUUCUUUCUCACUCCGUUUACAUGAGUGAAAAGCAUAUUAUGCUUUUUCACUGUGCUCUAGUUGAAACUAUAUUUUUGUAUUGAAUUUAGCUUUCACAUUAUAUUUGUCUGCUGCUGAUGUUGAAUUGCGUGCUUUUUAUGUGGCAUUGCGCAAAUAUAUAAAGCAAACUUCUACGUAAUUAGAUAUAAUAUUAGUUGGUUUAAUUGGGAUCACCACUAAAUUGGUACGGCAAAGUUAGGGGUUUUAUACUCAUUUAUUAUUAUAUGAACGUAUGCACCUUUUGGGUAGCACCUAUUUGUGUUAGUUAAGUUCUCAUUUCGUCACAUUUCUAUUUUGUAGCACAGAAAUUUCAUCGACCAUGUGAUUUGAAAUAAUUUCGAUGGCACAUAUUAAAUGUUCUAUGUUGAAAUUUUAACGAAACUUUUAUAAGAACAACUGUUAUAUUCAUGUGUAAAUUUAGGUAUAGUGAUGCGUGUUGGGAUGUGUUUUAUGUGCAGUUUAGUUUGAUUUGCCGAUGCUGUCGUUGCCAAUUUUAUAGUAGAGACUUACUGCAAAAAUAAUUAAGUUUAUGAGCGUUUUUUGUUUUACUUUUAUUUUAUUUUCAAGCGAUGAAAUUGAACAUACAUAGUACCAGGCUUAAUAUUGUGACAAGCGUAAAAUGAAAAACACACAAACGUUAAUAGCAUAUCCAUUGCAUGUAACUUCUGUACAUACAUAGCGAUGUCAACAUAGAAUCAUUAGAUAUAUCAUGUAACAUGUUUAAAAAUAAUGAAUUUUUAACUAUAGCAGUCAAAUGUGUUACAUUAUUCUGAUAACUUAGGCCGAUUUAGAUUUAUACACUUUGAGCUCAUCUUUAUUGUGUCUGUGUCGAAAAACAAGUACUAGUAUGUUUCUGUUUGUAGAUUUGAAAUACAAAGAUGUCUUAGUCAUACAGUCCAGCUCAUCAAGCUACCCAAAUUCAUUGCGAAUUCGCGUAGUAUUUCCACGAUAAAGAUCCAUGCAGGGUAACUUUCCUUGAGAUCGACUGUACAUGCAUUAUUUGGAAAUUUCUUUAUAAAUUACUGUGUUGCUCAUCAUCACAAUCACCUAUGAUGCGAACAUCUAAUCAUUACAAAGGUGUCAAUGACUGCAUAUGUCUAAAUCAGCCUUUAUUAUAAAGGCAUUUUCACAAGGUCUCUGUACAUAAUUGCCAUAAAUAAGUAUUGAUAAAGUGAUUAAAAUUAAGGCGACGAAUUGUUAGAUCUGUCCUCUAGUACAACUGGGAUAUAUUUUUAUAUCAGGAUAUUUAAUUCUAAAAAAAACAUAUAUUUUUGUAUGCUCAUUAUUUCUAAAGAUAGUUUCACAUUCGUUCAACUUAUUUCUGUUGCAUUUAUGUAUUACAGCACAGCAAGUUUAAACAUAUUAACUAAGAAACCGUAGUAGUGUGAAAGAUUAUAGAUGCAACCUACGACAGACGAGUAAUUAUAGCACAGGCAUCGUAUUAUAAUGUAACUUUGUUAUUAUGUACACUGGUACCUAAUAACUAAGUUACAUACACGGUUGGAACUGCACUCGCAAGUUGCACCUCUCUUUGACACUUGAAAUAAAGUUGUAAAAUACACGAUUUUAAAUCAUGACAAUCAUGCUUUGAAUAGUGUAUCCCAACCCAAAUUUGCGUAUGACACAUGAGUUUAGAUACUAUUCUGACUCGUGUAUUUAAUUUGUGAAAUGUAGGCGGCCAUGGCAAACCUCUCCAUAAGAAAGUUGUGUUUCAAUGAAUGACCACGACCCUCCCAUGUGGGGCGCGACUGUGAGAAAGUAUCCCAAGUUGUACAGAGGCAUCAUUGUUCCAUGUGAUCGCACAGGUGUGAUAUGUGUACCGAUUAAGGGAAUGUUGAAUUAGGGAGUAUAAUUAAAAUAAAUUCUUGGUAAAAAA